UCCCUUGGAGCGGUCCAUCCUGGUGCCUCUUUUGUGAAGCGGAGGCUGAGGAUAUUCCCGGACUCGCCAUGGCGGACGAAAAGCCUAAGGAAGGAGUCAAGACUGAAAACAAUGACCACAUUAAUUUGAAGGUGGCAGGGCAAGAUGGGUCGGUGGUGCAAUUUAAGAUUAAGAGACACACACCACUUAGUAAACUAAUGAAAGCCUAUUGUGAACGACAGGGUUUGUCAAUGAGGCAGAUCAGAUUCCGAUUUGAUGGGCAACCAAUCAAUGAAACAGACACACCUGCACAAUUGGAAAUGGAGGAUGAAGAUACAAUUGAUGUAUUCCAGCAGCAGACAGGAGGCAUUUACUAAAGAGAACAUGCAACUCUACUCCAGAACUGUGCUCCCAAGGAAAACAAUGCAUUCACAAUUAGAAAACCAAGAUUUGGUUCAUCCACAUCCUGACUACUGCAGUAUAGUUUUCUCUCUUCUUUAUAUAUACAUAUAUAUAUAUAGA
Messenger RNA from Antechinus flavipes (yellow-footed antechinus), 501 nucleotides. RefSeq names its product small ubiquitin-related modifier 2. Gene Ontology annotation, cellular component: nucleus. The record is from RefSeq and is a predicted model, not a curated record. Lineage: Eukaryota; Metazoa; Chordata; Mammalia; Dasyuromorphia; Dasyuridae. Gene Ontology annotation, molecular function: ubiquitin-like protein ligase binding; protein tag activity. The transcript has a single exon. Bases 69 to 356 code for a protein of 95 amino acids. Gene Ontology annotation, biological process: protein sumoylation.